UUUGUAUGAAUAAGUUGGAAGUUGAAGUAAAAAAACAUAGUAAUUCGAUCCGAAAAGAAAAAUGGGAAAAUCAGCUGAAGAUGUACAUCCACAAAAGGCAUUUGGAUGGGCCGCUAGAGACUCUUCUGGAGUCCUCUCCCCUUUCAACUUCUCUAGAAGGGCAACAGGGGAGGUGGAUGUGAGUUUCAAAGUGAUAUAUGUUGGGAUAUGUCACUCCGAUCUCCACUUCAUUAAGAAUGAAUGGGGGACAAGUGAUUUCAUUAAUGCCUCCAACCCUGCAGUUCCAGGGCAUGAGAUGGUAGGGGUGGUGACAGAAGUAGGGAAGAAAGUGCAGAAAUUAAAAAUAGGGGACAAAGUUGGGGUGGGAUGCUUAGUUGGAUCAUGUCGUUGGUGUGAGAAUUGUGGAAACAACCUUGAGAAUUACUGUUCAAAGUUGGUUGUAACGUAUGGAUCCACUUACUAUGAUGGUAGUCCUACAUAUGGAGGAUAUUCUGAUAUUAUGGUAGUUGAUGAGCAUUUUGCUGUAUGCAUUCCUGACAACAUGGAACUAGAUGCUACUGCACCGCUUCUAUGCGCUGGCAUCACUGUCUAUAGCCCAUUGAGAUACUUUGGGCUUGAUAAACCUGGAAUACAUGUUGGUGUUGUUGGUCUUGGUGGUCUUGGACACUUGGCUGUCAAAUUUGCUAAGGCUUUCGGGGCUAAAGUCACUGUUAUCAGUACCUCGCCUAACAAGAAAGAUGAAGCUAUCAACCAUCUUGGUGCUCAUUCCUUUUUGUUCAGUCGCGAUCCUCAACAAAUGCAGGGUGCUGCAGGGACAAUGGAAGGUAUAAUUGAUACAGUUUCCGCACCUCAUCCUCUAUUACCAUUGAUCACUCUCCUGAAAACUGACGGAAAACUCAUCACAAUUGGUGUUCCAGACAAACCACUUGAGUUACCCGUCUUCCCUUUGAUUAUGGGGAGGAAGAUGGUGGCUGGAAGCGGAAUUGGAGGCAUGAAGGAGACUCAAGAGAUGAUCGACUUUGCAGCAAAGCACGAUAUUAAAGCCGAUAUUGAGGUUAUUCCAAUGGAUUAUGUCAACACCGCCAUGGACCGUCUACACAAAGGAGACGUCAGGUACCGUUUUGUCAUUGACAUCGCCAAUACCCUCAAACCUGCAUGACAUCCGAUCCAUCGACGUCGACUCUCAGCUCAUCACGUACUUCAUGGACGGACAUAUAUGGUUCUUCGUCCAUUCAAUGUUUCUACUCGAUCUUUGCUUGCUUUAUACGUACUAUGUACUUAUCAAAUUAUGAAUCAAUAUUAAGUAAUCAAUUCAAAA
Messenger RNA from Spinacia oleracea (spinach), 1318 nucleotides. RefSeq names its product probable mannitol dehydrogenase. The coding region runs from base 62 to 1159 and encodes 365 amino acids. The transcript has 5 exons. NCBI's taxonomy places the organism in Eukaryota, Viridiplantae, Streptophyta, Magnoliopsida, Caryophyllales, Amaranthaceae. The record is from RefSeq and is a predicted model, not a curated record. Gene Ontology annotation, molecular function: zinc ion binding; oxidoreductase activity, acting on the CH-OH group of donors, NAD or NADP as acceptor.